AUGGACACUUCUGGGCACUUCCAUGACUCGGGGGUGGGGGACCUGGAUGAAGACCCCAAGUGCCCCUGUCCAUCCUCCGGGGAUGAGCAGCAGCAGCAGCAGCAACAGCCGCCACCAGCGCCAGCACCCCCGGCAGCCCCCCAGCAGCCCCCGGGACCCCUGUUGCAGCCUCAGCCUCAGCCUCAGCCUCAGCCUCAGCAGCAGCAGCAGCAGCAGCCACCGCAUCCCUUGUCUCAGCUCGCCCAACUCCAGAGCCAGCCCGUGCACCCCGGCCUGCUCCACUCCUCUCCCACGGCUUUCAGGGCCCCCCCCUUGUCCAACUCCACCGCCAUCCUCCACCCUUCCUCCAGGCAAGGCAGCCAGCUCAAUCUCAAUGACCACUUGCUUGGCCACUCUCCAAGUUCCACAGCCACAAGUGGGCCCGGUGGAGGCAGCCGGCACCGGCAGGCCAGCCCCCUGGUGCACCGGCGGGACAGCAACCCCUUCACGGAGAUCGCCAUGAGCUCCUGCAAGUACAGUGGUGGGGUCAUGAAGCCCCUCAGCCGCCUCAGCGCCUCCCGGAGGAACCUCAUCGAGGCUGAGCCCGAGGGCCAACCCCUCCAGCUCUUCAGCCCCGGCAACCCCCCCGAGAUCGUCGUCUCCUCCCGGGAGGACAACCAUGCCCACCAGACUCUGCUCCAUCACCCCAAUGCCACCCACAACCACCAGCACGCCGGCACCACCCCCAGCGGCACCACCUUCCCCAAAGCCAACAAGCGGAAAAACCAAAACAUUGGCUAUAAGCUGGGACACAGGAGGGCCCUGUUUGAAAAGAGAAAGCGGCUGAGUGACUAUGCUCUGAUUUUUGGGAUGUUUGGAAUUGUUGUUAUGGUGAUAGAGACCGAGCUCUCUUGGGGUUUGUACUCAAAGGAUUCCAUGUUUUCGUUGGCCCUGAAAUGCCUUAUCAGUCUGUCCACCAUCAUCCUCUUGGGUUUGAUCAUCGCCUAUCACACACGUGAAGUCCAGCUCUUCGUGAUCGACAACGGUGCGGAUGACUGGCGGAUAGCCAUGACCUACGAGCGCAUCCUCUACAUCAGUCUGGAGAUGCUGGUGUGCGCCAUCCACCCCAUCCCCGGCGAGUACAAGUUCUUCUGGACGGCUCGCCUGGCCUUCUCCUACACGCCCUCGCGGGCGGAGGCCGACGUGGACAUCAUCCUGUCCAUCCCCAUGUUCCUGCGCCUGUACCUGAUCGCGCGCGUCAUGCUGCUGCACAGCAAGCUCUUCACCGACGCCUCGUCCCGCAGCAUCGGGGCGCUCAACAAGAUCAACUUCAACACGCGCUUCGUCAUGAAGACGCUCAUGACCAUCUGCCCGGGCACCGUGCUGCUGGUGUUCAGCAUCUCUCUGUGGAUCAUCGCGGCCUGGACCGUCCGCGUCUGUGAAAGGUACCAUGACCAGCAGGACGUAACUAGUAACUUUCUGGGUGCCAUGUGGCUCAUCUCCAUCACAUUCCUUUCCAUUGGUUAUGGGGACAUGGUGCCCCACACAUACUGUGGCAAAGGUGUGUGUCUUCUCACCGGCAUCAUGGGUGCGGGCUGCACCGCCCUGGUGGUGGCCGUGGUGGCCCGAAAGCUGGAGCUCACCAAAGCGGAGAAGCACGUGCACAACUUCAUGAUGGACACGCAGCUCACCAAGCGGAUCAAGAACGCUGCAGCCAACGUCCUCCGGGAGACGUGGCUCAUCUACAAACACACGAAGCUGCUGAAGAAGAUCGACCAUGCCAAAGUCAGGAAGCACCAGAGGAAGUUCCUCCAAGCGAUCCACCAACUGAGGAGCGUCAAGAUGGAGCAGAGGAAGCUGAGCGACCAAGCCAACACCCUGGUGGACCUCUCCAAGAUGCAGAACGUCAUGUAUGACUUAAUUACGGAGCUCAAUGAUCGGAGUGAGGACCUGGAGAAGCAGAUUGGGAGCCUGGAGUCCAAGCUGGAGCACCUCACAGCCAGCUUCAGUUCCCUGCCCGUGCUCAUCGCGGACACGCUGCGCCAGCAGCAGCAGCAGCUGCUCUCGGCCAUCAUCGAGGCCCGGGGCGUCAGCGUGGCAGUGGGCACCACCCACACCCCACUCUCCGACAGCCCGAUUGGGGUCAGCUCCACCUCCUUCCCGACCCCGUACACAAGUUCAAGCAGUUGCUAAAUAAACCUCCCCGCUCCAGAAGCAUUACCCAUAGGUCUUAAGAUGCAAAUCAGCUCUCUCCUGGUCCCUUUGCCGUCAAGGAACGCUGAGACCAGGGAAUGUAAAGAAGAGAGUCCGAGCUACUUAACUAACUCAUGUUCAUUCAGCGUGCUUGGUUCGAUAUGCCUUGAAACCAGAAAUCUAAUCUCUGUUUAGGUGCCUCUCCUUGGAAGCAGGAAGCUGAGAUGACAGGAAGCGACACCUCUGGCAGGGCCCUUGCUGCAGAGCUGGUGGAGAACAGAAAUCCACGCUCAAUCUCAGGUGUUCACAGCGGGAGUGGGAGCCACAUGCGCUUGACGCGGCCAACAGUGAUCCGCCCAGAGAGGGUCCCGCUGGGGGAGGGGGCGUGUGAGGCUUGGGGAGUGGGCUCCUCACCACUGGGGUCCUCGAGCACACCUCUCUCUUUUCCUUUUGUCUGAGGGAGCCGCUGGAUGGCAAAAGGAAAAGAGAGCUGCCCACAACUUGCCAAAAACAGUCAUUCUUUCCUCCCAAACCUUAUACAAUCAUAAAGCCCAAUUGAGAUGGAGGGGAAAAAAAAAACACCCAGAAAAAUAAAAAGCCAGAUUUCCCAUCCAUCCAAUAUCAAUACCCAUAUAAACCUGUGUGUUUGCAAGAACGUGCACACACACACACACACACACACACACACACACACACACAUCCCACAUCCCACCCAAGUCUUGUCUUGUCUUUGAACUUGACCCAAAUGAAAAGGGGCCUGGCACCUUCCCCUGCACACAGUAGGCACUCUCUCUAAAUGUGUGUUGAGUUGGUCUGGACCCCAGUGUGGGUGCUUUCCAUCCAGGGAGCUUUCUGGUGUUGGCCACAUGCUGAGCUUCACAGAAGGUACAGGUCCCUUCAGACACAGUACAGGUUGCUUCAUCCUGGAUGUGCACCAGGUUGCUGGGUUUGAGAGGAUGCCAAGCUAAAACUGUUGGCAUUCUGGAGGGAUAAGCAGCCUUCCAAAAAUAACAGCUUUGCAGAGUUUUCUUCUUAUAUCCGAACGAGUCAUGUUCCUAUGGAGCACGUGACCAGGGGUGUGCAUGUGGGGGACGGGGUCUACACAGGCACAGGCAGGGGCGACCCAAUGACACUUGAGUAAAUAGACGUGUUGUCUGGGGAUUCGCUCAGCGAGAUGUAUCCAGCAACGGGUCUCCAGGUCCAGAUGUUAGGAGUACAAAGGGGUCAUGUGCCCCAUGGGGUCCCUUCUACCUGACCUGAAAUCACCUCCACAUGAAAUAUUAUGAGAUUAAAGGGAUCCCUUAGGGAACCUUGUGGGUCAGGUGAGAUGACAUGGAUAUGUCUGUAGCCUGUUCCUACUGUGCCAUGUUAACCUUGGUGCAAAAACUAUUCUAAUAUCUCGCCAACUCCAAGAGACUUCAGAAACAUUGCCAUCCAGUGUAGGGACAGGCGUUGUGAGGAGGGGGCCUGUGGGAAGCAAAGUAUUUCCAGGGCUCCGUGACCAACCACACAUAGCAGUUGUCAUGUGGAAGCGUCGUGUUGCUCAUCACUUUCUCACUCUGAGGCCUUUGACGUCUGCCCAUGGGGAGCUACAGGAUGCUGCAUGGAGCAUUUUGCCUGUUUAGGGUGAAACAAAAGGGUGUCCUGGUUGCCCUGCUGGGCUUCGCUUUGUGCAGGACGCCGCCGCCAUUCUGGAGGCCGUGUUCUGGCUGGGCUGGCUUUCCUUCUGCCGGACUGGCCUGGUCUCCUGAGACAAGGGAACCAGCAAAAGGUGGAUGACUCUAGAACUAAGGCCAUUCUUCUUUUUUUAAUCCUCACCUGAGGAUAUGUUUUAAUUGAUUUUUAGAGAGGAAGUGAGAGAGAAAGAGAAAGAGAGAGAGAGAGAGAUUGAUCAAUUUCCUCCCAUAUGAGCCCGGACGAGGGAUUGAGCCUGCAACGUUUUUGAUGUACAGGAUGACACUCCAAUUAACUGAGCCACCUGGCCAGGGCAAACUAAGGCCACUCUUGCUAAACUUUUUUUUUUUUUUAACCUAUUUAAUUGGUGUUGCUGUUCCUUUCAUGGUCUCAUGUUUAUUCGAUAAUCCCUUUGAACAUUUUCAUUGGUUGCUUUGCACACCACAGAUGCCGCCCUUGCUGUUGGCUUUUUAUGUUUUUGUCCUUUUAACUAUUGACUCUCGGAAGGAUCUCUCUCCGUUUUCAUGGCCCAAGAAUGGCGCUCCUGCUUUCAGUGGCGGUUCAGCUGAACAUACAAACCCAUGUGUAAACAGGUGACAUGACCAUGCAGUCUCUUUAAAGCAUCAGUUCCAUUUCACGGAGUAAGGACCACUGCCAGGUCAAGUUGAGGGUGCCAACUCUGACCAUUUAACCUACAGCCCUCAACUAUUCACUCCUAUUCACCCUUUCCACUCUGCUCAGCGCUGUGAUACGUGUGUGUGUGUGCACGUGCACACAAAUAUCAAUUUAUCCUUCAUUUCAAAUAAAUGACGUGCAAGAUUCCACUGCCAUUCCCCCAGCCCCAAAGUGUGCACAGACCAUCAUUGACCCACCCAGUCUGUGGAUAAAUCGUCUGUAAUCCAUCAUGAAUGUUGUACACUUAGUUGAGCGCGGAAGACCAUGCUAGCAACACUAGUAAAGGGUGUGGUUGGAGUUACUUCCAGUAGCAGUAGCCACUGGCAUCCUAGAAACACAUUGGCAUUGGGAGCAUGCCUUGACCUAUUGGUAGUGCAAUAGCUAUGGAUGGAUUUUAUUGUUGGCAAAAGAAUACUUAAUCUCCCCCCCCCGCCCCCCCCUCCAAAAAAAAAGUCAUCAAAUUUGCAUGUUGAUCUGCACUGGUAAAUGGAAGGCUGCUUCUCUGUGCUAGUAAUUCAGCUGGAUGUGGGAAGUUACCCAUUCUCCUGCAAGGACAAUCAACCCCCGAUGACUUAGGUAUGGAUGAUCCAGGGUAUGUUACCCGGAUGUUCCUCUCACAGCCAGUCUUUUGGCUGAUCCCACUGUGCUUCAGCAUCACAGGCCGAGGGGGGAAGAGGGCAGGCGGACUCUCAUACCAUGCCCUCUUGUUCCUUAUUUUCAAGUUUGAUGGUGGAGGAGGUUUAAUGAUCUGCUCAAGAAUUGGCUCUAUGUAAAAAACUGUGCAUUACGAUCCCCUCCAAUGCUGAACUGGUUGAGUUCUGUCCACUCCUGGAAGGCUGACCUAGUGCAGAGUCCCUACUAUAACCUUCAUGAUAACUUAGUAACAGGUCAAAGUACCCUAAUGUUCCCUAAAAUAUCUAGACACUUGAAAAAACAAUAACACAGGGCCACUUCCCCCCUCUACCCCCAUCGCUUAAGCCAUAUUAUAGCCUCAUGUACUGUAAAGUCAGGGAUGUACUGUGAUACUUUAAGACCACUAAUCUCAGUGGAACUUCAGGAUAUAGCAUCAGUUGUAACUCAUACCAGACUAGGGGCUCACUCCUCCUUAGAUUGAAGUCCAAACGGAAAUCACCUUUGGCUCAAAGGCCACAUACGUAGGAUCAUCAGGAAUAAAUUGCCAUAAGGUAUCUAUGAACCGCUCUCGCAACCCUCAUAAUAUGUAACUUCGUGAGUUCCUAUCUCCAGAAAUGCUUAAUAUGACCCAAAUGAGCAAGAGGCUCAAGGCCCUGAGUCACCCUCACUAGUGACCUCAGCAGGGACCAGUGGUGUAACAGCAGCCUCGUGACUUAGGAGGUGGAGGAAAAGUAUGUGCAAGUAAGUUCCAAAGUGCUGAGCAACGGCAAGCUAUUGUUUAUUUAAGGAUAAGAAGGCACCGGCUGGAAAAACUAAUGACUUUCAUAUAUUUGAGGAUUUCCCCCUUAGAUUUCAGUAAUGUCCUUGUGAGUGCGUGAUCGUGGAAAAGAAGAAAACUAGAGAUUCAGAAUCAGAAUAAAAUUCUAACACUGGAUCCCCAUCUUUGGCCAAUUCAUAAAACCACAUCAUACCUCAGUUUGUCUGUACUUAAAAUGAAGACACUAGUUAAUGUUAUUAAGAACAAGGUAUUCAAUCGAUUUAAAAAAAAAAAAAUGGAAUCACUAUUGUCAUCAACAGCAAGCCAGACCAAAUCUAUCUAACCCACACUUUGACGUGACAGCUGAAGGCAAUCAGGAGUUACCAAAAAAUCAUUAUUAUCUAUCAAGUAGACAGGGAGAGAGAUAGGAGGAGCACACAGCUCCGGGACCUCUCUGCUCUUCAGAGUGCACCCCGACAAGCAGUGCACCCCGAUUCUGAAUCAGUGUUGCCCUGCCAUCACAGCACCGCACCUGGGCCACGAUGAGAGCCUUGCACUACCAGUAGGUUACUCCUCUUCUUAAGUUACUGCCUUUAAAUCCUAAACUGUGUCCCCAGGUCCAUCCAGUCAUUCUACUUCCCUGGAAGUUGCUGGGAAGCAGAUGAAGGAUCCGUUAGUGGUCGUUUUGCUGUCCCCUAUGGACUCCGCUGCGUCCGGUUUCAGUACCUUAGACAGCUACCUGGUGGCUUCCUGGUAGGCGCGGAACAGCCCCUUCCCUUCCCCCUGCAUUCAGACAGCUUGAUGGCGCUCUGGACAGUUUCCCUUCCUUCUCUGCUGCCACCAAAGUAAUCAUGGGGAACGCGGCUGUUGACCCCACUAAGAAAGGAUGUUCCGGGAUAGCAAUAGUCACUGUCGGCCUCCGGCAUAGAACGUAGGUGAGCGCGCUUCGUCCUGCAGGCUUGUGCCAGGUUGCAUGAAUAGAAAUGAAUAUUAAACUCCUGUCAGGCAAGGGACAUGUAGCUAUGUACUGGCAUAGAUGGAAGCUUGUUAAACAGUAUUCCGUGCAAUGGUAUAUUCUAAUCUAGGCUAGGAGGAAAUAACUGUGAUCUUUUUUUUCUUACACCAUUACUGGAAGCGCCCAAACACAAACUGGAGUUCCCUCUGAACAAAACCAUGAUCCAAUCCUCAACGUAUGACCUCCAAUCUAGGUGCCAAGUGCCCUGUGACACUCAUUGACACACCUGAGAAUCGCAUUCUGGAAGCGGUCACCUUGGACCCGGACCAUGUGUUGAAACAAACAAAAGAGACGUUGUGGCCAGCCAGGCUGAUGGAGGAAAAGCACAAAAUUUAAUAUCAACCUGAAGUGAGGAUCCCAAAGAAAUGCUGAAUUUAUAGCCAAAAAAAAAAAAAAUCGAUGACAAAUCAAAUAUGAAUCUGAUUGGAACAGCCCACAUCCAGAUUCCCA
Molecule: messenger RNA, 7376 nt
Organism: Myotis myotis
Lineage: Eukaryota; Metazoa; Chordata; Mammalia; Chiroptera; Vespertilionidae
Gene: KCNN3
Product: potassium calcium-activated channel subfamily N member 3
Exons: 8
Coding region: 1-2172 (723 amino acids)
Biological process (GO): potassium ion transmembrane transport
Cellular component (GO): plasma membrane; neuronal cell body; neuron projection
Molecular function (GO): small conductance calcium-activated potassium channel activity; calmodulin binding
Source: RefSeq, a predicted model, not a curated record